GCUUCUGGAAGUUGCUGGAAUCCAGCUGAAGCUCCCAGAACUUGAAGACAGAUUCCCAAAGACUUAGAUCUGGCAGACCCCGAAUGUGGCAGCUUUUAGCAGCAGCAUGUUGGAUGCUUCUUCUUGGAUCUAUACAUGGUUAUCAUAAGAAAGGAGGCACCACAAAUCCUGAAGCUAAUAUGAAUAUUAGCCAGAUUAUUUCUUAUUGGGGUUAUCCUUAUGAAGUGUACGAUGUUGUGACAAAAGAUGGUUAUAUCCUUGGAAUUUACAGGAUUCCUCAUGGAAGAGGAUGCCCACAGAGAACAGCUUCAAAGCCUGUUGUGUAUUUGCAGCAUGGCUUAAUUGCAUCUGCCAGUAACUGGAUUUGCAACCUGCCCAACAACAGCUUGGCUUUCCUUCUGGCAGAUACUGGUUAUGAUGUGUGGUUGGGGAACAGCCGAGGAAACACCUGGUCCAGAAAACACUUGACAUUGUCACCCACAUCACCGGAAUACUGGGCCUUCAGUUUGGAUGAGAUGGCUAAAUAUGACCUUCCAGCUACAAUCAAUUUUAUCCUAGAGAAAACUGGACAGGAGCAACUCUACUACGUGGGCCACUCCCAAGGCACCACCAUAGCUUUCAUAGCCUUCUCUACAAACCCAGAGCUGGCUAAAAGGAUUAAGAUAUUUUUUGCACUGGCUCCAGUCGUCACAGUAAAAUACACCAAAAGUCCUAUGAAAAUAUUAGCAACUCUUUCCAGGCGACUGGCCAAGAUGUUGUUUGGUGACAAAAUGUUCUCCUCACAUACAUUGUUUAAGCAAUACAUUGCCACCAAAGUGUGCAACCAGAAGCUAUUCCAUAGUAUUUGCAGCAACUUCCUAUUUACUCUGAGUGGAUUUGAUCUGAAAAACUUAAACAUGAGUCGCUUGGAUGUUUAUUUGUCACAUAACUCUGCGGGAACAUCUGUUCAGAACAUGCUGCAUUGGGGCCAGGCGGUUAAUUCUGGUCAGCUCCAAGCUUUUGACUGGGGAAAUCCUGAUCAGAACAUGAUGCACUUCCACCAGCUUACACCUCCUUUAUACAAUGUUACUAAGAUGGAAGUUCCAACAGCAAUAUGGAGUGGUGGACAGGACAUUGUGGCCGAUCCCAAGGACAUUGAAAAUUUACUUCCUAAAAUUGCCAACCCUAUUUAUUACAAGCUGAUUCCACACUACAAUCAUGUGGAUUUUUACCUUGGGCAGGAUGCACCUCAGGAAAUUUACCAAGACCUGAUUGGAUUGAUGGAGAAAUGUUUACAAAAUUAAAUGUACUUUCCUUUUUCUAAACAAGUGGAUUUUCAUAAUAAUAGCGA
Lemur catta (Ring-tailed lemur) is the source of this 1330-nucleotide messenger RNA. RefSeq names its product lipase family member K (gene LIPK). The record is from RefSeq and is a predicted model, not a curated record. Gene Ontology annotation, cellular component: intracellular membrane-bounded organelle. Lineage: Eukaryota; Metazoa; Chordata; Mammalia; Primates; Lemuridae. Gene Ontology annotation, molecular function: hydrolase activity, acting on ester bonds. The transcript has 10 exons. The coding region runs from base 84 to 1283 and encodes 399 amino acids.